Messenger RNA from Notothenia coriiceps (black rockcod), 4284 nucleotides. It is a transcript of the gene kif9, whose product is annotated as kinesin family member 9. Gene Ontology annotation, molecular function: ATP binding; microtubule binding; microtubule motor activity. The record is from RefSeq and is a predicted model, not a curated record. Lineage: Eukaryota; Metazoa; Chordata; Actinopteri; Perciformes; Nototheniidae. Gene Ontology annotation, biological process: microtubule-based movement. Bases 741 to 3068 code for a protein of 775 amino acids. The transcript is spliced from 21 exons.
UCAAAACCUUUAUUGACCAAUAACUACCAAAAAUUGCAUUUCUAUCCUGUUAUUAAUGCAUUCAAAUCGUGAUUCAAAUGGCCCGCCACAAACUUCCGGGAACUUUCUGAGUCUCUCUGAACCACGUGACAAUCAAGCAUUUUGGACUUCCGCUGUCGCAACUCUUCUCUCUACAUGGUGCUGGACCAGCCAAUCAGAAUUGACCUUCUCGAGUUCUCCGAUUGGUUGGUUUCGUGGCACAUUUGUAACGCUGUGACAACUUGAGCGAGCAGGCAGGCAAAGCUGAGCGCGCACAGGGUGGAGAGGUCGAGCGAGCGAGGGAGAGAGAGCGCGUGCAGCGGUCUGCUUGCGCACGGAGCAGGAGUUUUAUGAGAGAAAAUAUAUUUCUCUGUGCUCAAAAAUGUUCAAGUGUGCGUUCAAUCGCAUUUUCUAGGCUCAACAUGUUUCAUUGCGUGCUCAGGAUAGAGGCACAAAUAUAACGCCAUAGGGUUGCACUGGCGCCGCUCUGCCUCUGCGCACGAACAGGCGUUGCCAUGACGCUGAAUGGAAACCACAGAAGGUGAACAGAGGAGAUAUACUGUAGCUGAUAAAGUGAGCUAAAAUGAGCAAUUCUCACCUGAUAAGCCCUGAUUCUUUUAGUUCAGGUGGAUUUAGUUAAAAAUAUCCGCGAGUCUGACGCAGGUUUAAAGGCACUCAACUUGAGUUUUGUAGUGUUGUCGCCGUGUUUCUGUUGAGGGGAUAUGAAGGCUCACAGCGGUGAGGUCGGAGUGUUUGUCCGGAUCAGACCAACGGCAAACUUCUCCCAAGACAUUAUUGAAUGUCUUCCUGACGGACAGACAGUGAAUAUUCAUCACAAGAAAGACACCAGGAAGCCCCUCUGCCCCAGAAAGAUUCAGCGGAGUUCCUGGUCAUUCCGACUGGAGGGCGUCCUGCAGGAUGUAUCCCAGGAAGAGGUGUACACCAGAGUUUGCAGACGGGUGGUGCUGGGAGCACUGGAUGGCUAUAAUGGUACUGUGCUGUGUUUUGGGCAGACGGGUGCAGGAAAGACAUACACCAUGACAGGCUCCACAGAAUCAUACAAGCAGAGAGGCGUCAUUCCUCGGGCCAUUCAGGAGGUGUUUCAGGAGGUGCAGAAAAGGACUGAGCACACUUUCUCUGUAUACCUGUCCUACUUGGAGAUCUACAAUGAGACCCUGGUGGACCUGCUGGCCUCGUUGCAAAGCUCAGCACUCCCCAGUCCACGUAGUAUGGUGGUUAGUGAGGAGCCAGGCAGAGGAGUAUUCAUCAGAGGUCUGUCCCUUCACCCGGUCCACAGUGAGGAGGAGGCUCUGAACCUGCUGUUCGAGGGUGAGAUGAAUCGCGUUAUUGGAUCUCAUGCCUUGAACAGGAACUCCUCCAGGUCCCACUGUAUCUUCACUUUGCAUUUAGAGUCUCGCUCACGGACUCUGUCUGAUGCCAAGUAUGUCACCUCCAAGUUGAACCUGGUGGAUUUAGCUGGGUCAGAGAGGCUGGGAAAGACUGGGUCAGAGGGUCAGAUGUUCAAGGAAGCCAUGUACAUCAACAAGUCGUUGUCUUUCCUGGAGCAGGCCAUCCUGGCCCUGGCCGACCGUCGCAGAGACCACGUUCCCUUCAGACAGACUAAACUCACUCAUGCCCUCAAGGACUCAUUGGGAGGGAACUGCAACACUGUGCUUGUGGCAAACAUCUACGGUGAGGCGUCCCAGAAAGAAGAAACACUCUCUACACUGCGUUUUGCCAGCAGAAUGAAGUGCAUCCGGACAAAUCCUGCUGUCAAUGAACACAUGGAUCCAGCUGCUCAGAUCAAGAAGCUAAAGAAGGACGUACAGAUGCUGAAAGAGGAACUGUCCUUCGGUAAUACAUUGGUGAACCGGCCCAGCGUACCGUACGACCCGUUGUCUCAGGCCCAGCUGGCCGAGAUCGACAGCCAGGUUCAGAGGUACCUGGAGGGAAGCCUGAAGGAAAUCAGUAUCAUAAGUGUCAGUCAGGUCCGAGCAUUAUUCGCCAAGUUCAAGCUGGCUGUGCACAGGGGACAGGAGAAGAAGGUGAAUGCUCGAUUACGUCAGACCUACAACUUGGGGGAGGAAGACCAAAGAGCUGAUACACCUGCUGUCAAGGAGUGGGAUACCAGAGGUAGCACUGAGGAAGAUGAGGCUGGCAGCUUUGAGGUGUCACACAAAAACACCCAGCACCCGAGUUCAACCAGAGCCAAAACUAAAAAGUCUAAGGACAAACCGAGCCAAAGCAAGAGACAAGGAGAGGAGAGUCCGCUCUCUAAGAAGCGUUCAGACUCUGCCUCAAAACCAAAGCUGAAUUCUGUCCAGAGCCCCGAAAGGGAACAGGAGUUACAGGAACCAGACACGGAGAGCCAGGAACCACAGGAGUCACAACCAAAUGGCAAAGAACCCUUUCACCCUGACUCUACUCUUACCAAAGCGGAAGCCUUUGAUGAUUUUAAAAUGGGCAGAGGCAGCAAGCUAAAUCGCAUCCUUCAGGAGAACAAGGCCGUGCUACUGGAGCGCCGCAGUCUUCAUCGGCAGCUAACUGACGAGGUCAACGCUGUGAAGAGAGAGAUCGACUGCACCGCGGCCACCAUGCAGCAGUACAGGGAGACGAGAGGAGGCCAAGGUCGGUAUUCGGAGCCAGAUGACACCUUAUUGAACCAGCUCAGAGAGCUGAAGGCUCUGUACCGGCAGAGAUAUGAGGUGCUGAACGACAUCAAGGCAGAAAUCAACUACUGUCAGCACCUGGUGGAUCAGUGCAGGGUGCGCCUGCUAUCUGAAUUUGAGAAGUGGUAUAAAAAGUAUUCCCUGGUACCCGAGGAGGAUCUGGAGACAUCUAUGGAUAACACCCUUGAUCAAGUGAGUCUUUCUGAGUGUGAUGAUAACCAGCUUCCUCCUGAGAGCUCCAGCUCUGAGUCCUUCCACAACGCCCGCUACAGAAUGCUGAGAAGGAGGAACACCCGGUCGCUGUGCGUCACUCCAGAGCAGAGGAGCUCGUCUUCAGGGUCCGGACAGAGAACACUUCCUCAAAUCCCCCCCGUUAGCUAAUGUAAAAAGCACAUUUUGGGGAAGCCAUCACCAUGCCAACACUACGCGCUCCCAGUCUGUUAGAGCACCUCUGCUCCACCACUCCCCAGGAGAGAUAGCCAUGUUAAGGGAAAGGGAGGUUAUGUUAGGUCAUCAGGUCCGGGGGUUGUUGUGUGUGCAAACACAAAGAGACAGCCAACAGUGCAGCACCAACAAGAGUCACCAACGCACAACAGGAAACUUGGCACAAAGUUCAGUUGGUUUUGUGUUGAUGCUAUUACACACCAACACAGAUCAAUGAUGAAGGGUUCUUUACAUUCUACAAAGGUGUUCAUAACCUGCAAGAGAAUAUGUGACUGCUAGCAUGUUAACUAUUGACUGCUAGCUGAUCUUAUCUUACAGGACACGUCAGCUGUGGGAGUCACAAUAUUGUAUUAUGAGUUAGAAAUUGACACAUUAUAGCAAUAACUCAUUAAAGAAAAUGACAUGUUUCUUUACUCAAACUGUCUUCAUCAUUAUUAUAUUAUUCUGGACUGGACCAAUCUAAAUAAUGAGUACUUUAAGUUUAUUUUGAUGCUAAUACUUUUCUACUUGAGUAACAUUUUUGAAUUAAGGACUUUUACUGUAACAGAGUAUUCCUACACUCUGGUACCAUGUACGUCUUCCUCCUCUGCUAACAGUCACAGAUAGACCGAGAAAUGAAUAAAAGCCCAUUUCCAGAGAAGCUCCCUGCAGGAUGGCCCUGCUUCACCACCCAUCUCUUCUUCCACACACAGAGAAGACCAUGUCACACAGACUAACACAAAGCCUCCACCCUAACAAAGAGCAGGAGGAGAGCCAGCGCAUGACAGAAAAUGUGAUGUAGGAUGAUAUUUCUCGGCCUGAUAUGCGACCCAUGCGAACAGGCAGCUGAUGGAAGUGACCGUGAGAGUGGAUGAGAUGCAGAGUUUGUGGAAGUUUCCACCCCAGGAAGACAUUUGGGUUAGUGGGAACCAAAAACUGUCCCUGCAGCUGGUGAGUGUUAGUGUCUGUGCUUGAUUAGUAUGGUGAGAGACACAUGGUUACUGCUAUGGAUGCUAUUACAUUGGUGAGUGAUAUGUGAAAGACCAGGAAGGUAGGAUUGGGGGGGCAUUUACGUAAAGUCUCUUCAUUGUAUUCCAGUAAUGUGUGUUGCAUGUUUUAAAUGAAAUGUGUUUUAGGUUGACUUUUAAAAUCUGUCCAGGGACUACAGAUGAAA